CUGUAGAGGUAGUAUGAGAUGACUUGCACUCCGUCGCAUACACAUAAUCCCAUAAUGGCAUCAUUUGUAUACUGUAAUUAGGUACAUCGCGUAACCACCUUUACUCUUUGAUUUUAAACAUAGAUAAAUAUUUCACUAACAUAUAAAACAUUCAUUCGUUCAUUGUAAGUAAAUUUAAGUUAAUUGGAUUAACCACUGAUCCGUCUGUGAACAACGCAUAAACGAAUAUAAGUUACAAUAUGUUGAAUUCCCAUUGCAUAAAUUAUUUCCUACUGCGUCACUGCAUAUAAUAAUAUCAUGACAUUUAGCCUUUAGCGAUAGAUAGGUACAUAAUUAUUUAUUUCCCUAUAUAAAGCGAUUCACUGCCACUCACCUGCAGUGUGUUGGUUAGUUGCGGCGGAUAGUCUUUUACCGACCACAAGUGUCGUAUGCAUAUAUAUAAGUCGUACGGUCGCGUUUCCGAUAUAAAGUUUAGACUUAGCUACGAUAUCGGAACAUAAUUCGUACACCUGGAGGACGCGACGCCACGAUGAGAUGGUCGACGAGAGCGUGUCUGAGCGCGGUCCUGCUCCUACUGGUGUCGUCAGCGGCGGACGCCAGUUUCUGGGACACCAUUCCGGUGGUGUCGCAACUGAAGUCGGCCGUGCAGGCGAUCUCCGGCAACUCGGAGGCGGCGCGGCAGACGCAAAUCAACUUCGCCAACCAGAUGCCGGUGGUGUCGCAGAUCAAGUCGGCCGUGGAGGCGGCCACCGGUGACCAGCAGGCGGCCCGGAGCACGCAGAUGCACUUUUUGAAAAACGCCGAGACGCUGGUAGACGGUACGCCGGUGGUCGGCCACAUCAAGGGCGGCAUACACAUGUUGGCCGGCGACAAGGAACGCGGACUGGACAUCAUAAAGGGCGCGACCAGCACCACCGGUGCCGUUAUCGGUGGCGUGCUGGGCGGACCGGCGGGCGCAGUAGCUGGUGGCCUGGCCACGGACAUAGUGAUAACGAACAUCGAUACGGCGGUCGCGGCCGGUAACGACGACCACCCACAAAUCAAGCCGUACGGCAUGGUCGAUUACUUGAUUAAUAUCGACAAGAAGUCGGUCGGUGAACACUUUGACAUGAUCGCGGGAAUGGGCGCAGACGUGGCAGGCGGCAUGACAGCAAAAAAAAGCAGUGGCGUUGGCGGAAAACCGUCAGCUGUGACGAAACCGAAUAAGCCACCACGGACGGCUACUGUCGAUCAGUCAAAACCCCUCACGUUUGGUGCCGGAGAGGGCAGCCGAACACAGUCGGGCCGGACUCCCAUCGUCAGGGACGGCGUGACUACCAUCGUCAGGGACGGCGUAGAGUUGCACCCCAACGUUGUGAUGAUCAAAGACGGCAUGGAGGUGAACAAGUUCGAUCUGGAGGUAGACCGGCCGGUGAAAGUCCUGGACGACGCGGUCGAGUACGAAGCGCUGCGACCCAAGCCCGGCGACAGACCAUUCAUGUCGGUCGCGGUCGACUUGGACAGUCCCAUAGUGGAACGGAACCUGCAUCCGGCCCAGUUCGACAAGACGGUGCUGGAAGUGUCCCGUCUGGCCGGCGGCGGCGAUGGCCUGCGGUGGUUUACGCCGUUAACCGGCCUAGACGCCAAGUACCUGGACCGGGUCCGUCAAGUGGACUUCCGCGUCAUCAACGACGUGGGCGGCACGACCAACUGCUACUUCUGCACGGCAGCCGCUUUCAAGGGGUGCUCCGUGAGCACGCUAACGACCGCCUACCGCAUCGAGCCCAUGAGCGUCUGGAACGUCGCGUCCGUGGCCACCAUGGUGGACGUGUUCAAGCGGAUCGGACUGUCGGGCACCACUUUCCGUCAGUUCGCCGACCGCACCGCUUUGUUUAAGCACUUGGACUCGGUCAUCGCUCCCGGCAAUAAGGCUUCGUACGCACUGGCCUACGUCCACGCCGACGGUGGUGGUCACGUGGUCUCGCUGCGGGCGUGGAAGGAUUCGUCGCCGAGCUCGCCCGUCAGCACUCUGAUCACGGACUACCAGGCGCCGUUGCCCGGCAGACCGUUUUCGGACCGGUUCAAAGUGACCGUGCCGGCGUCGGACACUUAUUUCCUGUUCUCGUUCGAAAAGGAAUAUUUCAACACUGAACCGUUCAACGGCAAAAAACUCAACAGCGACAACAGCAUCAAACGGUUGGCGACGACCGACAUCGAGAGCCCGGACGUCGCGAAGCGUAGACUCGAGUAGGUAGCUCCACGUAUAUAUACUUGGGUCAUAUAUACAUACACACACGAACUUGUGUCGUGUAAUAAAAUUGCCAAGAUGCCUCCCUCGAAUAUAUAAUAUUUAUUUGAAACAUACUAUUUAUUUUCUUAAUUAAGUCAAUAAAUAAUAAUACCUAUUCUUUAAAUUUAGGAAUAAGUUGUAUAUAUAGCAAUACCUUUAUAUUUGUGUGGUCAUCAUUGUCUAUGUACUUUUCACCACGAUAAUUACACCAUGUUCAAAAAGGAAUGUCCUACCUGAAGGACUACGUAUUUAUCAUACUAACAUACAUGGAGAUUUCAUAGUCGUUGUUUACCUAUUUACUAUAUAGUCUAAAAAUAUUUAUCUUAAAAACAUAACAAAGUAUCAUCAUACCUACAUGACAGGUACUGAGCCAUAAUGUUGGACAUAGGCGUAAAAUGGAGAGACUGAGGAGGCUAUAGUUUCCUCGAAAUUCUGUUAAAACCCCCGUGUAAAAACGUACUAUUUUAUUAUACGUCCAUGUAUGAGAAUUGAAACAUUUUUCUAUUAUUUGUUUUUACAUCCGAUAAAUAGAUUUUAUAAUCUGACAUUAAUUCACAUUGAAAGGUACUCGCUAAUAUUAUUAAUUCUGAAGAUGUUCUUAUUAUCUAUAUUUUCCAAAAAAGUAGGCGUUUAAACUUGCUAUCAUAAUUUAAGCAAGUAUCAACAGUUAAAAAUUACAAUCAUAUUAUAUAAUACAUAAUUUUAUACUUACAAAAAAACAAGAAAUUCACACCAAGAAAAAAAUUUAGAAAAAAAAUUUUAAAAACUAUAAUUUUGUAAUAUAUUUUUUUUCAGCUAUAUUCAUUAUGUAACACAUUAGUAUUUAUACCAAGAAUAUUUUAGAUUCGAAACGAAGUGAUGAAUGUAUUUUUAAUAAAAACUCCAAAAAAUUAAAAUUCAGAAAUGUAUAAUCAUAUUAUAAUAUAAUUUUACAUAUUUAUAAAAAUAUAAACUUGGCAAAGUAGCCCAGAAAAAACUUUGUAAUCCUAUUCGUUUUUCGGUUAAAAAAAUUCUUUGGUAGGUAGGCGACAUUAAUUUACAAUUGUAUUACAAAAAAAAGUAAAACGUUCGCAAUUAUAUUGCACCAGUUCCAUAUGAAUCUAAUCUUGGACUAAUCCAUUGAUAAAUUCUACGGUAUAGGAAUCCAGUGACACCGUUCGCUAUUUUAUAAGUACCUAUUACGGAUGCAAUAUACCUACCUACCAAAUUUAGAUGAAACUUGUUAGUCCUUAGGAUGUAAAUUUACACGCUGUAAAUAUUAAAAUAUAAGUACAUGAAAUGUAUCCCUUAUUUUAAAGUAAUAAAUUUACUGUUAACUAAUACCUACUAUAUUUUUGAUUUGAUUUUUAUGUAUACCUAUAAUACCAUUUGAAACUGAUAUCAUUCAUCAGUGACGGUUGUAUGUACAUUAUAAUUUAAUAUACUUGUUAUGAAUAUAUUUAAUAAAUAUUAUAAUAAAAAUAUUAAAUAUUU
Aphis gossypii (cotton aphid) is the source of this 3742-nucleotide messenger RNA. RefSeq lists its product as uncharacterized. The transcript has a single exon. The record is from RefSeq and is a predicted model, not a curated record. NCBI's taxonomy places the organism in Eukaryota, Metazoa, Arthropoda, Insecta, Hemiptera, Aphididae. The coding region runs from base 530 to 2230 and encodes 566 amino acids.